Messenger RNA from Helianthus annuus (common sunflower), 751 nucleotides. RefSeq lists its product as uncharacterized. The record is from RefSeq and is a predicted model, not a curated record. NCBI's taxonomy places the organism in Eukaryota, Viridiplantae, Streptophyta, Magnoliopsida, Asterales, Asteraceae. The transcript is spliced from 3 exons. Bases 54 to 521 code for a protein of 155 amino acids.
GAGAGAGAGAGAGGGAGAGGGAGAGGGAGAGGGAGAGAGAGAGAGAGAGAGAGAUGUCGCUUGUGGAUUAUGCCUCCUCAUCAUCAGAUGAAGAAGACGAACCAGUCGCUAAACAAGAACCUCGGAACACCCUUAAUCUCCAAAAAUCACCCCCGGAGAAACCUCAACCUACCAACAAUGUACCCUCGAAAUUACCUGAUGCAUCGAUGCUCUUGGAUUCGCCAUCUCUGCCAUCCAAUAUGAGUGGAACUUAUGAUCACACGUCUGUAGUUGCAGCUGCAAUGGCUCAAAACGCGUCGCGCAAAAGAGAUUUGAAAGAUUCGACGGCUUCUAAUCCUCAUGGGAAGAUUCCGAGAGGGAAUUUGCCUCGCCCAAAGAAUGUUCAGAAGACUGCAGGCGGUCUUCUUUGUCCACCUCAGCUUAGCGGAAGGAGCAAUGUGGUUACGGAAGAUAUAAACAAGUUGUUUACGAGAAGAAAUGGCUCUGAACCGCCAUCUACAAGACCUCCAAGUGAAUCUUAGCUUAUUUUCUUGUAACUUAGUAACAUAUGCAAGGAUUCAUAAGAUGGUCAAAAUGUUGUUAGGAUCUUUAGUGGAAAGUUGAAUCAUACAAUUUGGGGUUGUUAGUGUUUGGAUGUUCAUCUUUUGCUCUUUAGAGAACGAUAUAAAAGUCAAAAUUGGGGUGGAUCAUGUAUGAUGGUUUAUUUUGUACUUGAUGCCUAACAUGUGAUGAUGUAUGCAUGUAUGAUAUA